Molecule: messenger RNA, 2745 nt
Organism: Brachypodium distachyon (stiff brome)
Lineage: Eukaryota; Viridiplantae; Streptophyta; Magnoliopsida; Poales; Poaceae
Product: probable amino-acid acetyltransferase NAGS2, chloroplastic
Exons: 9
Coding region: 336-2228 (630 amino acids)
Biological process (GO): L-arginine biosynthetic process
Cellular component (GO): cytoplasm
Molecular function (GO): L-glutamate N-acetyltransferase activity, acting on acetyl-CoA as donor
Source: RefSeq, a predicted model, not a curated record
GUCCCUGCGUCCGUCCCGGACUCACUUCCGGUACCCUCUUGACCACUUCAUAUCAGUCUUCUCUUCCUCGUUCCCAACUCUGCAGCUUGCCUUCCAUCGCCGCGCAGGAAAAUCCCGCCGCCGCCCUCGCCGCCGAGACCAGUUGCUCGAUCCGGGCGGGGGCUGCUGCCGGGGGAGCCGUCGGGGGACCGGGGAACGGACUGUUUCCCGAAACAACGACCUGCCUACCUACCAGGCUACCAGUGUAGGUACUAGCUGCCAAAACGGACUGAUUCCGUUCCCAAUCCCCACUCCUAGCCUCCUAGGGUUGUUUGUAGGCCGCAGCCGUCGAUCUCAUGGCCUCGUUCGCCACCGCGCGCCUCGCCGGCGGCGGGGUCUUACUGCGGGCGGUCGGGGAUGACACCUCCCGGGGUCUCCCGUCCGGGAGACUGUGUCUUCCUUCGCCGCGCCGGCGUCUGCCCAGCGUCCGGUGCUGCGCGGCACGCCAUCCCGCCGGCGGCGGCGGAGGCAACGGCAGCGGCGGCAUGGACGCGGGGACGGAGUUCGUGGGGUUCUUCCGGGAGGCGUGGCCGUACAUCCGUGGCCACAGCGGGAGCACCUUCGUGGUCGUUAUCUCCAGCGAAGUCGUGGCAGGGCCACACUUGGACCGCAUUUUGCAGGAUAUUUCGCUGCUCCAUGGUCUCGGGAUUAACUUUGUUCUUGUUCCGGGAACACAUGUCCAUAUUGAUAAGCUCUUGACACAAAGAGGAGGUAAGGCUAAGUAUGUUGGUCAGUAUCGAGUUACCGAUUCUGAUUCAUUAGAUGCUGCAAUGGAGGCAGCUGGCAGGAUAAGGUUAACAAUAGAGGCAAAACUCUCUCCUGGCCCUCCAAUGUUAAAUCUUCGUAGACAUGGUGAUAUUGGACAUCGGCACGGUCUUGUGGAUAAUGUCGCAAGUGGCAACUUCCUUGGUGCUAAGAGAAGAGGGGUAGUUAAUGGCAUUGAUUAUGGAUUUACUGGUGAAGUUAAGAAAAUAGAUGUUUCACGGAUAAAAGAAAGGCUCGAUAGUCAUAGCAUAGUUGUCGUGAGCAAUAUGGGAUACUCGAGCUCGGGAGAAGUCUUAAAUUGCAACACUUACGAAGUAGCCACCGCAUGUGCUUUAGCCAUAGAGGCAGAUAAACUUAUCUGCGUUGUAGAUGGUCAGAUAUUCGACGAGCAUGGACGAGUCAUUCACUUCAUGUCUCUUGACGAAGCUGAUAUGCUGAUCAGAAAGCGUGCUAAGCAAAGUGAUAUUGCUGCAAGUUAUGUGAAGGUUGUGGAUGAGGAGGACCAUGAACCAUCUUCGAAUGGAAGGGGGCACCUUAAUGGGUAUGCUGCUUCUUUUAAAAAUGGUUUGGGUUUUAACAAUGGAAAUGGUAUUUAUUCUGGUGAGCAAGGGUUUGCUAUUGGUGGUGAAGAGCGAUUAAGCAGGUCAAAUGGCUAUCUUUCUGAGUUGGCUGCAGCAGCUUAUGUAUGCCAUGGUGGCGUUCAAAGAGUUCAUAUCAUAGAUGGAACAGUUGAUGGAUCGCUGCUAUUAGAAUUGUUUACAAGAGAUGGCGCAGGGACAAUGAUAGCAAGGGAUGUGUAUGAAGGAACAAGAAUGGCUACAGAGGAAGAUCUUCCUGGCAUAAGAAAACUUAUUUACCCACUGGAGGAAUCUGGUGUUUUAGUGCGAAGAACAGAUAAAGAGGUGUGCUCAAAUUUUCAGAAAUCUGAUAUAUUGAGUGCUUUAAGUGUGAAGCAAGUUACCUUCUGCUUUAAUUUAGCUUUCUCUUCAUGCUUAGUAUCACUAAUAAUGUGUACUUUUCUAACUUGUCUUCAGCUUCUUGAAGCGCUAUAUUCAUUUUAUGUUGUUGAAAGAGAUGGCUCAAUCGUUGCAUGUGCUGCUCUCUUUCCAUUUCCUGAGAAUGAAUCUGGUGAGGUUGCGGCAAUUGCUGUAUCUGAAGAAUGCCGAGGAAAAGGUCUGGGGGACAAGUUGCUUGAUUACAUCGAGAAGGAGGCAUUAUCCCUUGGUCUUGGAAAAUUGUUCUUACUUACUACACGGACAGCCGAUUGGUUUGUACGGCGUGGCUUCUCGGAGUGCUCGAUUGAAUCUAUUCCUGAGCAGAGAAGAAAGCGCAUCAAUCUGUCGCGUGGAUCAAAGUAUUAUAUAAAGGAGCUGCUGCAAAAGCAUGUUGUUAGUCUUGCUGCCAACAAUUUCGUGGCCAGUUGACAGGACCUGCAAGGAACUUAACGGAAUAUCAGCUCUGUUGAAAAAUCAAGGUUUCGUGCAGUUGUCAGUUAUAGUGUCACAUAGAAAUAAAUAUCGCAAUGGCUUGUGGUUAGUGGUUUUGGACCUUUUGUUCACAUGAAUGUAAAGUAACUUUAUGCAUGCCAUGAUAGAAAACAAAUAGAAGACGGUGUUCUAUGUAAAUCCCAUCGUCAAGCAAUGUAGAAAUGCUAGAUGGAGUUAUAUGCUACCCUGAGCGAGUCUACCUGAUCACUGUGAAGAAUUGGAUGUGGAACAUACUCUACACACAAAUCUCUCAAGAGAAUUCUAAAAGGAAACGAUGCAGUGACUGACUCUUGGUGGCCAAUCACUCUUAGAUAAGGUGCAGGUUUACACAUGCCAGCUACAUUGGCUUUUUUUGUUGUUGUUGUCGUUGGUUCCCGCAAGAAUUGGAUGUAAAUUAAAGCUUGUAGAGUGAACCUUCCGUUUGAUUCCUAUUCUGAUUCUACCUUUUCUGCUC